CUAUGGAAAAUUUAAAUGAAUUUACCCUUAUUACCCCUAAGAUCCCAAAUGACAAUUAUCUAAAAGAACAAAAAAAAAUAUUUUCGAUUUUCUUUUUCUAAAUUUCCAUAUUUUUAAUCCAUUACCAUUUCGGGCUUCCGUUCCUUUUCUACAUUUUCCAAAUCAGUUAGUAUUUAAUAAAAAAAAAAGUUGACCCCACAUCAUGGAAACGGCAGUAAUGAACAGGAACAACCAGAUUUCCAGGGCACAUGACGACUUGAACCUUUGGUGCCGGGCCCUUCAGGUGUCGCCUGCAACACUCCUGGCCAUGUCUGAUAGGGAUAUUGAGGACCGAGUGGAGUAUAUCAGACGUCAAGCAGGUGCUGCCUAUCGAAUGGGGGUUAUCCCUGCUCCUGGGAACUACUAUCGACAGAGAGGUGGUGCUCAAGUCUUUGAGAUUUACGAAGAUGAUGAUGAGCAACAAGAACCGGACUCCCCUUCAUCAUUUAGAGAUGAUGCGAAUGCUACAUAUGAUGUCGAUGAUCCAGCUUUCGAUUGGACUGAAGAUUCCGGUAUUGAUGAUGCAACUUACAACGUAAGUGAACCAGUGAAUAAGAGCAUUCCUGAGAUUGAUGCAAAUGCGACGUUUACAAUACGAAGUAACGCUUCGAAUCGUACCCCUACGAAUUUUGAAAGCUUCGAGCGGGGGGUGAGUGCCCAGCGUGCCAGUAGUUUCAACGCCACUCCCGCAAGCUUUGGUAGUUUUCAACGAGGAGUGGCGCGGGCUUCAUCACCGCGGAGAGCAAUAUGUCCUGCUCCUGGUGGAAAUGAGAGCUAUGGAAGUUUUGCUCGUGGAGCGGCCGCCCGACCAACUGGCAGUCCCCGGGUGCCAGCAGCACGUAAUCAAUCGGCCAGUAGCUAUGGAAGCUUCGCAAGCGGUGUAGGUGCUAACUCGACUCCAAAGAGUUAUGCAAGAUCUGGUAGUCCACGAAGAAGAAGAGUGCUACCCUAUUGUCCAUGCCCAGGAGCUAAGUAAAUACAGCGAUAGCCUAACAUCAUCUACAUCUUGAGGAAGCAACCCAGACGAAAACAUGGAUUCUGGAAAUGACAAUGCUGUGGCGUUGAGUAGGUUUACUUGGAUUCGUCCCCACAAGUUUGAGUAACAAAACUAAUGAAAUGUACCGAAUUCGUGUAUUGCAAGUCAAUUUUUAUUAUCAAUGUAUAUAAUUGGGGGUUGAUUUAUAUAGAACGGAAUGGUAACAA
Hermetia illucens (black soldier fly) is the source of this 1242-nucleotide messenger RNA. RefSeq lists its product as uncharacterized. NCBI's taxonomy places the organism in Eukaryota, Metazoa, Arthropoda, Insecta, Diptera, Stratiomyidae. The transcript is spliced from 2 exons. The coding region runs from base 203 to 1015 and encodes 270 amino acids. The record is from RefSeq and is a predicted model, not a curated record.